Messenger RNA from Staurois parvus, 437 nucleotides. The record is from the annotation of a GenBank genome assembly. Lineage: Eukaryota; Metazoa; Chordata; Amphibia; Anura; Ranidae.
UGGUGCACUGUGUCCCUCGGACACAGCGGAUCCCCGAUCAAUGGAAAGUGCUAAAGAUGUCGGCUCGGUCAUGUGAUCAGCUGUGUCCAAUCACAGCUGAUCACAUCAGCGCCACCUGUCAGUGUCCAUCAGUGCCAGCUCUCAGUGCUCAUCCAUGCCACGUGCCAGUGCCCAUCAGUGCCACAUCAGUGCCACAUUUCAGUGCCCAUCAGUGCAACUUCAAUGCCACAUAUAAGUGUGCAUCUAAACUGCCUUUCAGUGCCAGUCAGUGCCACCUAUCAAUGCCAGUCAGUGCUACCUAUCAGUGCUGCCAAUCAGUGCCACCUAUCAGUGCCAGCCAGUGCCGCUAUCAGUGACAGUCAGUGCUGCCUAUCAGUGUGAAUCAGUGCCACCUAUCAGUGCCCGUCAGUGCUGCUUAUCAGUGCCGCCUAACAGUG